Messenger RNA from Centruroides sculpturatus (bark scorpion), 1034 nucleotides. RefSeq names its product pterin-4-alpha-carbinolamine dehydratase-like (gene Pcd). NCBI's taxonomy places the organism in Eukaryota, Metazoa, Arthropoda, Arachnida, Scorpiones, Buthidae. Gene Ontology annotation, molecular function: 4-alpha-hydroxytetrahydrobiopterin dehydratase activity. Gene Ontology annotation, biological process: tetrahydrobiopterin biosynthetic process. The record is from RefSeq and is a predicted model, not a curated record. The annotation marks the transcript as partial. The transcript is spliced from 2 exons.
UAUAAGACGAUUUCGCUCCGAAUCUGCCCGCAAGGAACGAAUAAUUGCGAAACGUUUCUCUAAAAUGGCUGCGACUACGAAAAGGCAAAAAUUAACGGGAGAAGAAAGAAAGACUAAACUCGAUCCAUUGAAAGAAAACGGAUGGAACGAAGUAGACGGGAGAGAUGCUAUUUACAAGGAAUUUCUUUUUAAGAAUUUUAAUCAAGCUUUCGGAUUUAUGAGUCGCGUUGCUAUGCAAGCUGAGAAAAUGGAUCAUCAUCCGGAAUGGUUUAAUGUUUAUAACAAAGUACAGAUAACACUAAGCACACACGAUGUUGGCGGUGUUUCUGAUUUCGACGUACGUUUGGCAAAUUUCAUCGAAAAUGCAGCGAAACCCCUGUUAAACAAAUAAAUGUAUCUUGUCUUUUAUGUUCUAUGUUCUUGUUUAUGUAUCGUCGAAGAUUAAUUCGUGUGUCUAAUGAUGAACAAUUUUAUAAUUGUUGAUAAUGCAAUAAACAAAUAAACGUUGUUACGCAAAGAUCGAGGUCCUCUUUUUUUUCAAUUAGCAGCGAUAUUAAAUUAUUAACCGAAUUUCAAUUAUUUGUAGUAAUGUUUUCGUUCGAUAGACUGUAACAUAUGUUUGAUAAGUGAUGAUUCUGAACAAUCGAGAAGUUAACAAAUAUGAUAACUUAGUAUACUUUAGGUUGAGAUCGUAAUUUUUAGUACUGCAAGUCACGUUAAACUUAAUGACUAAUAAAAAAAAUAAAACGUUUAUAACAAUUUUCCUCGUAGUUCAAGAAUUCGAGUAAAGUAUGAUCUAACCUUCAGGAUGUGGACUAGAUUUUUAAAACAGGUUUUGUUUGCUUUUUUUCUUUUUUGUUAUAGGGAAUAUGCGAUAAAUAAAGGAUGUACGCUACAUAAGAAAUUAUCUGUUAUCUGCAAUAAUCUAGAAAGUAGCUAUUGUUUGAGAAAACUAUGUCAAAUAUUUAGUAAGUUGACAAUUAAAAAAUAAUAAUAUAAAUGUAAAACAUUCGUUAAUACUACCAAAAUAUAUA